AGCGACCUGCGUACCGAAACGUCAGUGGUACAAAAUUGAGCAGAUGUUUAUUGUUUUGGUUUUGUUUUGCAAGUGAAUAUUACGAUGUCGGAAGAUUGUAAAUCUGAUUCUUCGACUUCAGAGUCAGAAGUUAGUGCUUGUAGUUCCAAUUAUAAUCCAUUGAAGGCUCUAUACUCUGAUAAAGUAAAGAUACCGGUCGAAUCGGCGCCGUUGUAUGAAAACAUUGCUCAAUUUGAAGCUGCACAGAGCAAAGCAAAUGAAGUAAUUCCUUUUGGACAGGCGAAAUUGGUUCAGAAGAGAGAAGAAGAAAAGGAAAAGAAAAGACUUGAGGAGGAGAGAUUGUUAGAAGAAAAGAACAAACGCCGGUUCGCUCAGUAUGAAACAGCCAUGGUGCCAACAAAGGAGUAUAGAGAGAGGAACCUCCUCACUCGUAUAGAGGCUAUGGAAGGACCUCUUGGGGUUCUAAAGGAGUGCGUUGACAAGAGGCUUAGAGUUAAGAUAAUCACACGUAGUCACACAGGAGUGAGAGGAGUACUACAUGCGACCCUCGUAGCGUUUGACAAGCAGUGGAACAUGGCGCUCAGUGAUGUUCUGGAAGUGUGGCAGAGAAAGAGGGUGAAACAGAGGAAGAUCCCUCCUGUAAUGGGAAAACCAGUACCGAAGGGCACGGCGUCAAAAAUCUCUACAAUCCCGGUGGUGACAGAAACUCCUCUUGGGAAGGGAAUAUACGAGUGCAAGAGACACGUGCCGCAAAUGAUGAUGCGCGGUGAACACGUAGUACUAAUCAACGUGGUGGAGCGGUGACCUCUUCUAAACACUGCCAGCCUGGUAGCUCGAAUGUGUUGCAGACUUUUUGCGCGAACUUUGUUGUAAUCUCAUGUUAACUUUUUAUGUCACUUGCUAGUUACUAUUAUAUUGUUCUGAUAGUUUAUAGUACCUAAUACGCUUAUCGAUCGUAGAUCGCUGGAAUGUAACCGAUGGUGCUGCUAUUGAGCUAGAAAAUAUGUUGUAACUAGUUUUAAGGAGCUUAGUGUUCAAAUGAGCCUUAAAUAAAGUUAUUUUCUUAUAUCAAAUAAGUUU
Spodoptera frugiperda (fall armyworm) is the source of this 1080-nucleotide messenger RNA. It is a transcript of the gene Lsm11, whose product is annotated as U7 snRNA-associated Sm-like protein LSm11. Lineage: Eukaryota; Metazoa; Arthropoda; Insecta; Lepidoptera; Noctuidae. The record is from RefSeq and is a predicted model, not a curated record. Gene Ontology annotation, cellular component: U7 snRNP. Gene Ontology annotation, molecular function: U7 snRNA binding. Bases 85 to 804 code for a protein of 239 amino acids. Gene Ontology annotation, biological process: mRNA 3'-end processing by stem-loop binding and cleavage. The transcript has 4 exons.